AUGUCGACAACGCCUAUACGGACUCUUGCCUCAUCGGCAUCCCGCAUACCAGUUAUCAGACGAUCAAUCAUCCCUUGUUCAUCUCGAUAUGCCUCUUCUUCUUCUUCUUCUUCUUCCAAAACUUCUACUCAAACUUCGCCUCUUCCCAAAGACGAUUGGGUUCUUCCUGAUAUACAUGUUGGACCCACUCAUUCUUCUCGAUACUCCCAACACUACAAUAACACAUUAGCGGCCGAUUUGAUGUACAUGACAUAUUCUCAUCGAUUAGCACAAAAACCACCUAAACCCGAACCUAUCCAACCUCCUCAAACCGCAUACGAAGCUAAUAGACCACGACCACCUAUAAUGCGAGGUAAUAGAGCACUACGAACACAAACCACAUCUAUCGAACCUGAAUCAGUGCCGAAGCUUGAAUCAAUUAUCAUCCAUACAAUGGUAAAAGAAGCCAUAGCUAAUAAAUCAACCUUGCUAUCUGCCAUAAUGGCUUUGAGAGCUAUUUCAGGUGAAACACCUAAUGGAGGAGGUAGAAAAGGUUCAUCAGGAGUAGAAGUGAUAGUAGCUAAAAAAUCUGCUGCUGCAUGGAAAUUAAGAGCUGGAAUGCCAGUCUCAGUCAAAGUGGAAUUGAAAGGUGAAGCAAUGUACGAUUUUAUCCAAUCUUUAGUGGAUUUCGUUUUGCCUAGAUUAAGAGAUUUUCCUGGAAUCCCUUUACCUCCUUCGUCAACACCCAAAAACUCUCCUGCAAGUCUAACUGGUGUUGUCAGUUUCGGUUUCUCACCUACGACAAUGAGUUUCUUCCCUCAAAUAGAAGCAAACACAGAUGCUUAUCCAAGAUUACACGGUUUCCACGUUUACUUCAAAACUAGUCUGAGAGGCGAAAACGCUCAUGAAUACGCCAGGACUUUGGUCAGUGGAUUCAGAAUACCUUUCCACAGGAGAUAA
This is a messenger RNA of Kwoniella shivajii, 939 nucleotides long. RefSeq lists its product as uncharacterized. Gene Ontology annotation, cellular component: ribosome; cytosolic large ribosomal subunit. The coding region runs from base 1 to 939 and encodes 312 amino acids. The record is from RefSeq and is a predicted model, not a curated record. The transcript has a single exon. Gene Ontology annotation, molecular function: RNA binding; structural constituent of ribosome. NCBI's taxonomy places the organism in Eukaryota, Fungi, Basidiomycota, Tremellomycetes, Tremellales, Cryptococcaceae. Gene Ontology annotation, biological process: translation.